This is a messenger RNA of Fonsecaea pedrosoi CBS 271.37, 900 nucleotides long. RefSeq lists its product as uncharacterized. Gene Ontology annotation, molecular function: histone binding. Gene Ontology annotation, biological process: chromatin remodeling; regulation of transcription by RNA polymerase II. Bases 1 to 900 code for a protein of 299 amino acids. Gene Ontology annotation, cellular component: NuA4 histone acetyltransferase complex. Lineage: Eukaryota; Fungi; Ascomycota; Eurotiomycetes; Chaetothyriales; Herpotrichiellaceae. The record is from RefSeq and is a predicted model, not a curated record. The transcript is spliced from 2 exons.
AUGAAACGGAAGUUUUCUGCCGAAGGGCCCUCUUCCUCCCCGACUCCCAUUGACACGGAAUCCGAUAACACCUCUUCAGCAAAGGAGGAGACAGUCGACCCCGAUGAUCUCUGUCCCAUCUGCCAUUGUCUCAUUUACAAACCAAUCCGAACCAGAUGCAACCAUACACUUUGCCAGUCGUGUAUGGCCUUGUGGGCAGAUGUGUCAGUCACGUCCCAGUUAACCGCGGUUGGACUCGACGAUGAGGUGGCAGUCAUGCUGCCUCACGAGAUCGAAACCCGUUGCCCCAUGUGUCGGACAUUUACCAUUUCAACCCUAGACCCUACCAGAGAAAGAGCCCUCCAGCGAUUAUAUCCCGUCUCCUACCAGGCACGUGAGGCCGAGUCCCAAACAGCCGAGGAAGAUGGUUCUGCCUCAACCAUUGAGACGCUAACCGUUCAUAUCGGAAACGAACAUACAGAAAUCAGAGCCGAACAGGGGUCGAAUAAUAAGCACCAUUGGAAGUUCUUUAUUCGACCCUCGAGAAUUGACUUGAUUGAAGAGGUCCAAGUGUUUCUACAUCCUACUUUCAGAAAUCCAAUCGUCGUUCUUGAAUGGCCUCCAUACGAGAUCAGGCGUCUUGGAUGGGGCUAUUUUACAAUUUACGCCAAUAUCAUCUUAAAGCCUGGCUACAGCUGGGUGAGUCCUGAGGCGGAAGGCACCCGCGACGGCGCACCAAAGGGCAAGUUACCGCUAGAAUGGACAUUGGACUUCAAUGGCCGUGGAUCGCAAGCACGGAUCAGACUUAAAGUCAGAAAGGAGAAGGAAGGCCAAGAAGCGGAAUUAGACAUUCAAAGAGAACACGUACGCAGAUCUUACGCCCGACAACGAGAAGCAGAUCCUGAUUGGGAAGAAACGUGA